AUGGCAGAAAAUUUAGCUUAUUAUAUGUGUGAAAUUGAUAUUAAAGCACAUUACCUUCAUGCAAAUAUUAAAACACCAGAUAGGAUUGAUACUUUAUAUGAUCUACGUUCUGGAAAGAUUAAUGUAUUAGUAGGAGUAAGCCUAUUGCGGGAAGGGCUUGAUAUUCCAGAAUGUGGAUUAGUAGCCAUUUUAGAUGCUGACAAGGAAGGAUUAUUGCGUUCAGAAACUUCGUAA
Cinara cedri is the source of this 234-nucleotide messenger RNA. Lineage: Eukaryota; Metazoa; Arthropoda; Insecta; Hemiptera; Aphididae. The record is from the annotation of a GenBank genome assembly.